UUAUUUUAUCUAUGUUAAUUUUAAUAAAUUUUUUUCUUUUAAUAUGAAUUUAAAAGUUCAAAGUAGUUGUCUAUGUAAGCCUCACAAAAACAUUGUACAACGUAGCCUUUUUGUUUUACAAGUGCAAAAUGAAAAAAAUAAAUGCCUUUAUACAAACUGAUGAUCAAAUACACCUAUACAACUAACAUUUUAUGAGUAUAAUAUAAGUUUGCUCUGCAACUCAGAAACAGUCAAUGUUGUUUCGAAAUGGAAUUUAUACCAACUUCAAGAAUAUCCUUCUUCAACCCAAAACAACCAUCAACAAUGCUUAUAACUCCAUUAUGCACCUUAACAACAGAGAAAUGUCUUCUAAUCCAACAUUACAACCUUUUAAUGAUAACAACAAACAUCAUUUUCCCACCAAUUUUACAAAUACAAAUAAUGAAGAUACAGUCUUAUUGACUAAAAGAAUAUUGAAUCUUUCCAUUCGACGACAAAUUGAUCAUGCUAAAGUGAUUUUUGAUAGUAUUUUAUGCAAGGAUACGGUUGCUUGGAAUGCCAUGAUUAGAGGGUAUAUGGAAAAUCGAAUGAUUGAUCAUGCACGCCAACUGUUCGAUGAAAUGCCUGAAAGAGAUAAUGUUUCUUGGAAUUCUAUGAUUAUUGGGUAUAGUAGAGGAAAUAUGAUUCACAUUGCAUUGGAACUUUUUAUAUGUAUGCCGGGUAAAGAUGUUUUUAGUUGGACGGCAAUGAUUUCUGGACUUUGUAUGGCGUCGUGUGUUAGUGAUGCUUGGCGUUUGUUUAAGGAGAUGCCAGAGCGUAGUGCUGUUUCUUGGGCUGCUAUCAUGUCAGGUUUUCAACAGAAUGGGUUGGCGGCUGAAACUUUGAUUUUGUUUAAGGAAAUGUUGUUGGCUGGUGUUGAACCGAAUUCUCACUCGUUUACUACUGCUUUGGCUGCUUCAGGAGAUUUAGCAAUGCUGUCAAUGAGCAAGCAGGUUUACUUGCAACUUCUCAAAAGAGGGUAUGAGAAGAAUAGCCAUAUUGGAAAUUCAGUUCUUUCGAUGUUCAUGAAAUGUGGUAGCUAUGAUGAUGCAAAGUGCGUUUUUAAGGGUUUAACUUAUUGUAAUCUUGUUAGUUGGAACUGUAUGGUUACUGGUUAUGCUCAACACGGUAAUGUUUUAAACGCAAUCAUGACAUUCCAUCGGAUGCAGAAAGACCAAGUGCUUCCUGACCGUAUAAGCUUUUUGGGAGUUCUCCAGGGUUGUUGUUACUGUGGUUUAGUUGAAGAAGGAAAGCAAUAUUUCCAAAGCAUGGAGAAGGAUUAUGGAAUUAUUCCUGGACCUGAGCAUUAUAGCUGCCUGACUGAUCUUUUUGCACGAGCUGGGUUAUUCAAAAAAGCAAUACAGCUUGUCCUGGAAAUGCCCUAUGAACCAACACCUGUCUUUUGGUGAUCAAUUCUGAAUGGUUGCAGGAUUUGGGGAGACUCUGAGCUGGGUCUUUAUGCUGCUGAUCAGCUAUGGAGACUUGAGUCUACUGAAUCAAGGACCUUUCCCUUGACUGUCAAUGUUCAUGGUUCUGGCAGAUUAAAUGGUGUUCCUUUAUUUCGGAGACAAAUGAAAGAGCCGAAAACAAGGAAGGAUAUGGGCUUUAGUUGGGUAGAAAUUAAGGGGAAGACAUAUCUUUUCACCUCCAGAGAUGAGACCCAUCUAGAAACGAAUGAAAGUUAUCAAACAAUGGACUUAUUAAUCCAUGACAUUUGGGAGCAUCUCAGAAUUUGUAAUCAUGACCUACGUGCUAUGAAAUAAAACUUUGCAUUAUUUACAUAAUCUGAGCUUUAUUGAAUUUAGAAUAGAAAGAAUUUUGAGAUUCUUUGCAUAGCAUUGAGAAAAUGAUGAAGCCUAGAUAUAUCGACAAUCCAAUGUGGAUGAAGUUAUUUUGUAAGUUGGAUGAUAAUUGUGUCCUGUCCAUGAGGGUGUUCUCAUCACCGCUAAUUUUUGUGACUCCUCAAAGUAGCAUGAGCUUCAUAUAUGGUAUCUUUUACAUUACUAAUUGAUACAGUUAGUUCUGAUAUAUGGUAAAUAAAAAAAGCUCAAAAAUGGGAGAGAAGCCGGGAAGUGAAGUCAUUGUUUGAAGCUUUUAUUCUGCAGCACUCACUCCUCUUUCAGAUUAUGAGCAAAGGUGCUAAUGCUAAGAUGUGCUAGAAGUAUCAAACCUCCCAUUAAAGACCAUCUCAGUUGAUUGCAGCUGUUAUUGUUAUACAUGUUUAUUCUUUGUAAAAAAAUUCCAAUGGCAACAUCAAGCAGUGAAUUUGUUACUUUGUAUUCGGUUGCAAAUUAACAUGUUAUUUGCAAGUGUACACUCUGUUGAUAGACACAGGACCACGGGGAAAUUUUCCAAUAUGAAGUGUAAUGCACUUCUUAGCUACUAACAUUUAUUGAUUGGAUUGUAGAUUAUUUUCUGCUUCUUUUUCAGGAAUUGGGUUCGGAAAAUGACAAGUUUCUCUGAAAUUGCUACUGUUUCCAUUCCUUCCUGUAUAGAUGAUUAGGGUUUAUAUAUUCAGACAUGUAAAGGGGCUUACUUCUGAGGUUUUUGCUGAAAAUUGCUACCGUUUCCAUUCCUUCCUGUAUAGAUGAUUUUUUCUAUUGUACUCUUUGGCCUAAGAAUUUGGGAUUAUAUUGUCCGUCUCU
Messenger RNA from Chenopodium quinoa (quinoa), 2663 nucleotides. Its product is annotated as pentatricopeptide repeat-containing protein At4g02750-like. The transcript is spliced from 2 exons. Lineage: Eukaryota; Viridiplantae; Streptophyta; Magnoliopsida; Caryophyllales; Amaranthaceae. Bases 234 to 1427 code for a protein of 397 amino acids. Gene Ontology annotation, biological process: RNA modification. Gene Ontology annotation, molecular function: protein binding; RNA binding. The record is from RefSeq and is a predicted model, not a curated record.